Messenger RNA from Silurus meridionalis, 8302 nucleotides. RefSeq names its product HECT, C2 and WW domain containing E3 ubiquitin protein ligase 2a (gene hecw2a). The transcript is spliced from 29 exons. NCBI's taxonomy places the organism in Eukaryota, Metazoa, Chordata, Actinopteri, Siluriformes, Siluridae. The record is from RefSeq and is a predicted model, not a curated record. Gene Ontology annotation, biological process: regulation of dendrite morphogenesis. The annotation marks the transcript as partial. Gene Ontology annotation, molecular function: protein binding; ubiquitin-protein transferase activity.
UUUCCCCCUCUUUUAAAUAAAUACCACUUAUUUCCUGGCCCGGCCCCCCUACCAUCAGCAACCAUUCGGCCCUCUCUUGCCACAGCGGUCCUGCCAUCCAGGCCCCGCUCCCAACAGGCGCCCAGUAUGGCGCCCCAGGGGCGGGAGCACCUGGUGGCCCGGGAGCAGCAGCAGGGUGCGCGAAGACGAAGCCCUCAUCUUCGUCACACACUUAGCCCCGAAAACCUGAGGAGCCUAGCCGAGCGUGGUACCGAAACGUCUGGACUUACUCGAGCUAACAGUGACACUGACUUGGUCAGUUCUCAGAGUCGCUCCUCCCUCACGGCCUCUACCCUGGAGUUCACCCUCGGGCGUGGACAGAACCUGGUCAUCUCAUGGGACAUCAAGGAGGAGGUCGAUUCUACUGACUGGAUCGGCCUCUAUCACAUAGAUGAGACUUGUCCAUCAAACGUGUGGGACUGCAAGAAUCGUGGUGUGAACGGGACACAGUGUGGUCAGAUCGUCUGGAGGCUAGAGGCUGGUCCAUACUUUCUGGAUGCUGAGACCAGAAUCUGCUUCAAGUACUAUCACGGCUUGACCGGCGCCUUGAGAGCCACAACGCCGUGCAUCACUGUAAAGAAUCCUCGAUAUUCGGCCGACAGCCAAGGCGAAGGACAGCUGACUUCAGACUCGAGCCGAAAACUGGUCAGCUUCACCCUUUCAGAUAUCCGAGCCAUGGGACUGAAGAAAGGCAUGUUUUUUAAUCCUGACCCCUAUUUAAAGAUGAGCAUUCAUCCAGGCAAAAGGAGUGGCUUUCCCACCUUCUCCCACCACGGCCAAGAAAGAAGAUCUGGAAUUACAACCAAUACUACGAACCCUGUGUGGCAUGGAGAGAGACACACAUUCGUAGCCCUGAUAACUGAUGUCCUCGUAAUCGAGGUAAAGGACAAGUUUGCGAAAAGUCGGCCAAUCAUUAAACGCUUCUUGGGUCAGCUGAACAUUCCUGUUCAGAGGCUUCUGGACAGACACGCAUCAGGGAACCAAUCCUCAAGCUUCUCGUUGUGCCGCCGCUUGCCUACUGAUAAUGUAAGUGGUCAGCUUCAGUUUAAAGUGGAUAUCACCUCGACUAACCAGGACGAUGUCACCCCUGAGUCAAUCCUCGGGGCAGCAGCCCAAAUUGGGCCCCCCGGCACCCCUUCAGAUGAUGAAGACUUGCCCCAUGCACUACCUCUCUCUUCCGCUAUUCUGUACCCUGUACGUUCGCAAAGUUUCCGGCGAACCGAUGAAGGAGGUUGUGCUCUAUCAUCUGAUGCUGAGAUUUGUUCAGGUGCUUUGGAUGAAGAAGCUCUACCAUCCCUUAGCAUACUCCAGAGAACCUUCAGUGAGCAGCUAGAUGCCAUUGAGGCUCCCAAAGGACCAGGGGAGCGUCCGAUGUGUGCAGCGUCUCCAAAGCUGAGCUCCAGCUUCCCCACGCAUACCCGCCUCAGCGAUAUGCUUCACAUCGACUCGGACGAGGAUGAGGAGAGGUCUGCUGGUAUCGAUCCCAUGCCGGGUGCUGUGAACGGUCUUACCAGGUGUCCAGUAAUGCUCCAUAAACCUCCGGAGGACUCGGAGGAACUCAGGGAGCCUGUUGAAGAAGUUGGGCUAGAGUCAGAGGUGGAGACACUGAGUUUAGGAACUGGGGUGGCUCUGGAGCCGGAGGUUCCGCCCAGUUCUGUGGCUCCUCAAAUAGAGACAGCAAGUCUGAUGGAGAGACAGGACGAAGGAGAGGGUGAAGAAGAAGGAAUGGGGCCUAGUGAAGAGUUGGCCACAGAGGUGGAUAUCUCCUCCAUGGCAUCGGAUUGUGGCCCAAUGCCUCUGUCGGCCGCUCAGGAAUCAGAUCAAGUUGCAGAGAUGGCUAUUGAUCCAGGGGGAGAGGAUCUCUCAGAUGACCCACCCACCACCUAUGAAGUCAUUGAUGCUGUAUGUGAACCUCCUCCGAGCGAUGACUUCGAACUACACACACCGCCUUCAGAGUUACUGGCCAACGAGGAGGAUGACGACGUGGAGGAGGACACAAUGUCCCGGAGGUGGAGUCUGGAGGCAACUGCAGGUGUGUCGCAGGAGGAGGACGAGGAGGAGGAGUUAAUUCAUUCAGGAGAAGGGGGUUCGGUGGACUCGGAGACGUUCGCUACAGACACGAACACGGAUCCAGGUCCCACUCAGCUAAACGGACAUCAGCAGGUUCAUUCACUUCCUUCUGUUAGACAAGACAUCCAUCGGUACCAGCGUGUGGAUGAGCCGCUUCCACCCAACUGGGAGGCUCGGAUCGACAGUCACGGUCGCAUCUUCUUCGUGGAUCAUGUGAACCGGACCACUACGUGGCAGAGACCUACAGGCCCUCCUGCUCCUCAGGGCUUAACCCGGUCCAGCUCCAUCCAGCAGAUGGAGCAGCUCAAUCGCAGGUACCAGAGCAUCCAUAGAACCAUGACCAGCGAGAGGAGCUCAGAGGAACAAAGUGCAGACUUCCCUCCUCCUGAUGACCUGGAAGUGCUGUCCCAAUCCAUCUCUGACUACCGUAGAGACGGUGCUUUGGCUCAGACCAGCUCUCACUCCCGUCUUUCCCUGCUGCUUCAAUCUCCUGGAGCCAAGUUCCUCUCCAGUCCUGACUUCUUCACUGUGCUGCAUUCCAACCCUAGUGCCUAUCGCAUGUUUACAAGCAACACUUGCCUGAAGCACAUGAUCAGCAGAAUCCGGCGCGACGUGCAGCACUUCGAACGCUACCAGCACAACCGAGACCUGGUCAACUUCCUCAACUUGUUUACCAACAAGCAGCUCGAGCUGCCACGCGGUUGGGAGAUGAAACAUGACCAUGCUGGCAAGCUCUUCUUCGUGGAUCAUAACUGUCGUGCUACGACAUUUAUUGACCCCCGGCUGCCCCUGCAAAGCUCGCGCUCCAGCGGCCUCUUGGCACAUCGACAGCAUCUGAGCCGCCAGAGGAGCCACAGCGCUGGAGAGGUCCAGGUGGCAGAUGACUCGCGCUCCCCAAGCCCGCCCAUGCAAGCCCGACCCUCGAGCACUUUUACCAGCUCUAGUCGCAAUCAGUACCAAGACCUGGUACCUAUGGCUUACAAUGAGAAAAUCGUUGCGUUCCUGCGACAACCGAACAUCUUAGAGAUCCUUCAGGAGAGGCAACCGGAGCUUGUGAGAAACCAUUCCCUCAGAGAGAAAGUCCAGUUUAUUCGGAACGAAGGCGCGUCCGGAUUAGCUCGGCUCUCUAGCGACGCCGAUCUUGUGAUGCUGCUCAGUCUUUUCGAAGAGGAAGUGAUGUCGUACGUGCCGCCCCACGCCUUACUCCAUGCCAGCUACUGUCAUGCGUCCCCACAAAGCUCCCUGGUGAGAGGAACUCCUCGGGCAAAUGCUCGCGCCCCUGCACCUUACAAACGUGAUUUCGAGGCUAAACUACGAAAUUUCUACCGCAAACUGGAGACUAAGGGUUACGGACAGGGCCCUGGAAAAGUGAAAUUGAUCAUCCGCAGAGAUCAUCUCCUGGAAGAUGCCUUUAACCAGAUCAUGUGCUACUCACGUAAGGAUCUGCAGAGAAGCAAACUGUACGUCAGCUUCGUAGGGGAGGAGGGAUUGGACUACAGCGGCCCGUCAAGGGAGUUCUUCUUCCUGGUGUCCCGUGAGCUCUUUAACCCAUAUUACGGACUCUUCGAAUACUCAGCUAAUGACACCUACACUGUGCAGAUCAGCCCAAUGUCGGCCUUUGUGGAUAACCACCAUGAAUGGUUCCGGUUCAGUGGGCGAAUUUUGGGCCUCGCUCUGAUUCACCAGUACCUCCUGGAUGCCUUCUUCACACGGCCAUUCUACAAAGGCCUUCUGCGCAUACCAUGCGAUUUGAGCGACUUGGAGUUUCUGGAUGAGGAGUUCCAUCAGAGCCUGCAAUGGAUGAAAGACAAUGACAUUGAGAGCAUGCUGGAUCUUACCUUCACUGUCAAUGAGGAGGUGUUCGGACAGAUUACAGAGCGCGAGCUGAAGCCUGGAGGAGCCGGCGUCCCAGUGUGUGAAAAAAACAAGAAGGAGUACAUCGAGCGCAUGGUGAAGUGGCGUAUCGAGAGAGGUGUGGCGCAGCAGACUGAGAGCCUGGUGCGAGGCUUCUACGAGGUCGUGGACGUGCGGCUGGUCUCUGUCUUUGAUGCUCGUGAGCUGGAGCUUGUCAUCGCUGGGACUGCAGAAAUCGACCUGGCUGACUGGAGAAACAACACAGAGUAUCGAGGAGGUUAUCACGAUGGACACGUCGUGAUCCGAUGGUUCUGGGUGGCGGUCGAGCGUUUCAACAACGAGCAGAGACUGAGGCUUCUUCAGUUUGUCACAGGCACUUCGAGCGUUCCCUAUGAAGGCUUCGCCUCUCUUCGGGGGAGCAACGGGCCACGGCGUUUCUGCGUCGAAAAAUGGGGCAAAGUUACCUCCCUUCCAAGGGCUCACACCUGCUUUAACCGCCUGGAUCUUCCCCCAUACCACUCCUUCUCCAUGCUUUAUGAGAAGGUGCUCACUGCUGUGGAGGAAACGAGCACGUUUGGCCUGGAGUGAGGCUCUUACACAGCCUUUCCUCACCAACCGGUGAUCGUGUUCUAGAAAACUGGAAACCUUUUUUGCCUUUUAUUCUGUACCCCAGUGCUCAUCUCCUGUCUCGGUAAUGGCCUUGUUUCCUGGACCCCUUUUUGUUCCUCUGAUCCUCUUAACCAGGUUAAUGUGACUACAGCAUGACGGCUCUUUCUGGGACCUAUUCCCUUCUGGGUCUUCACAAACACACACACACACACACACACACACACACACACACACACAUUGUGAACGCAUUAGAUACUGAGCAGGAACAUGAAGUCUUAAACACAGAAAGUCUUUCUUACAACACAAAACACAGCAUACUAACAUUUACAGUUUACAGGAAUUAACAGUUACACCUCGACCCAUGCGCAUGUACAGUACAGUAUUUUCACCCUCGGCAGGUCUUUCAGCACCAUCGUUAGUUUCGAGCUAGUUCCUCAUCCAAACGGACGAGAGAUGAACGUGCUUUUGUGGAAUCUGUGCGAUAUUUACUUACGGACAUUCUAGACAGGUUUCCAGCUGAAGCAAUACAAAACCCUUCAGUUACCCGGUGCUUUGCAUAAUGAAAAACAAAAAUUUUUUUUGUGGAUUUUGCCGAAUACCACCCACUCACCCCUCGUCGGCUUUUAGGCCAUUUGAUCGAACGCUUCUUUGAACGAGCCAGACACCGAAUUUCAAGAACUUUACUACAGGUUAUUACACUUAUCUUGUAAGACAUAACGACUUUAGGGGACGUGGGACGUGAGGAAUUCCCAUAAAGACGUCUCAGACAGCUUCAAACCGCUCUGGCUACCUUGAUGCCGUGUUUCUUGGAGUUGAUUAAUGUUUCUUCUGCGCUGCUUGGCAAAUAUUUGUGGACACCUGACACCUUGGGGUUGAAAAUCCCAUUCCAGAUUUGUGUUCUUUUCUUCUGGGACGGUAUCCUCUAGAUUCCGGGGUGUGGGUGGUGGCGGUAUACGAGGUGGUAUCUUCAAGAAAGUACUCCAUUUAUCUACCUUUACACACUAUCACCUUCAAAAUGGUCCCCUUGCACAGCAAUACAGCGUUCCCCGUGUUCCUGCCACGUGUCCUGGAAGCACCUUGCGCUGGAUUUUGGCAACGGUGUCAAAACAGUGAUAUUUAAGCUGGACCUUGAUCUUUGGGAAGAGGAGCCAAAUAUGGCGUGAAGGGUGGGUGCUGAGGUGAGAUCGUGUCGAUUGUUCUCUGAUGAUCAUCAUGCACAAGUUGCUGAACGGUUUCGACAUUUUCAGGGGUUGAGCUCGUUCCUGAUCUCUCGUUAUCUCCGGUGAUGUUUCUUUGCUCUUGAAGUCACUCAAAACACCUCGAACGGCUCAUUAAGGCAUUGCCGGAUGUCAAACGCAUGUCUUGUCAAACAUCUCCGUGUGAUCUGCAUAGGUUCACGUCGAAUUUCACGAUUUCUUUUUGUUCUAACUCUCUGUCCAUGGUGAAAUCACAGACGUGGUAAUGCACGUUAUCAGAAUAACACCAUGAGCACCAUUAGUCUAGAAACGGUUUGAUACCAGCAUAUUUGAGGAGGUCUGGGGUUCGGUCAGUGUUCCAGUUCAUCUCAGGUCAGGGUUCUGUGCAGGAAACUUGAGUACCUUCAGCCAAACUCAACACCAAGUUUUCACUAAGCUGGCUUUGUUCACAUGGGCAUCGUAAUGCUGGCACUCCUAUUUUCGGCUUCGAGUUUUGCAACAACCGUUUGAAGAAGAACCGAAAAUGGUCAGGUGUCCACAAAUAUUUGGCGUAUUGUGUACCUAAAGGAAAACUCCACCCCGAACGUUCAAUUUCCUUCUAUUGACUCAUUAUGGCUUCACCACUUCUACAUACGAGCAAGGGAGACAUCGGUGUAGACACUGGACUAUCAGAUAGCAUUGUUAGGCCAUCAGAAGUUCAACUUGGCUCAAUCGUGAUCUAUAAGACGACGAGUUUAAUGCCAUCGAUGGUGGGAUCACGGUUGAAAGUUUGAAAGCUGACCCUGGAGAGGUUAAAUAUGAGGGCAUCACUUUCAAAAAUGUGAUUGAAAAGCAUUUAUUAGAAAAGUUUUUUUUUUAUUAUUAUCACGAUUUAAUUUCCUCAUGAUCUCGACAUUGUUUUCUCGUGAUCUCAUCAUGGAUGGACGCAUUUCACUUUGAUCAGGGAUUUACACAUAAUAUAACAACAACAACAACAACAACAAUAUAGCAUCCCUGAACCUGCAUUUCAGAUGAAGUCAAGAUCAAGAGAAAAUCGAAUCAUGAUAACUAGAAAACAACUUUGAUGUUAGUUGGAGAUCAUGUUUAAAUUAAGUCUUAAAAACGAAAUGAUAACAAGCAAACAAGAAAGAAAGAAAUGGCUUAAUCGAUGGCUUCUUAGGACUUAAUACAAGUUAUUCAGGGUUGGAUUUUUGUCCUUCGGCGGCACCACAUCGAAACUCAUAGCAGCCGAGUUUGUGUUUUAUCGUCAAACCGAGAAUCGUCCCUGCUCGUUGUUUCUCCGUAAUCAGAUCAUAUAUUGUGACGUUUUUUUCCACACAUUCAGACCAUUUAAAAUGAUUGUAUUUAAAUGUGGCACAGAUCCCAUGCUACAGUAUAUCUAAUACACCCUCAGACAGGCUAAUACUUUCCUGAUAUAUUGUUUUUUCACAUCGUAAUGCUCAAACUGCAUGUCACUGUGUCUCCUGGGCCACUUUUGACGUCACGUUCAUUGUCUCCACCACGAUAUUAAUGACGGCGUCUUAAUAACCGUACAUUGUUCAUCCGUCGUUCGGGGUUUCGGAGAGGAGGAACGCGGCAUUGUUCGAGAGGCCUUUGGAUGAUGUCGAAGGGACUUUGUACUUUUCCACAUAACUUGCAUCUCCAACUGGAUGUAGAGGAGGAAGGUUCUGGAAGGCAUUUAUUGAAGUAUGUUGAAUGUCAAAAGUUGGACCAAAUGAUUUGGUGAUAAUUAGGGAAUUUCAAUGGUUAUUAACAUGUCAUACGUUAAUCAGCCGUAACAUCACCAUCGUUUCGUUUCCGAAAAUUCAUGCUUCAUCACUAAGGGCGAAUGAAAUCUUUCAAAAGUAAUUACAUGACCAUUUUAUUGUAUUCGAAGUGUUCAGUGGAGCAUGUUGACUCACAUAUCAUCUGGGUCAUUUGAACAAUGUUUUUCUUUAGGCACAAUGACAGAUUUUUUCCCCCCAAUCAUGCGGAGGCCUGUGAAAUCCCCAGACGUCAGAAUCUCAAUGUUGAAAACGACGUGCACGAAAGGAAAUUCCCUCACGGACCACUCCGACCGAUUCCCCUCAGUCCACACGUGCAUCUUUCUAUGUACACAACACGAUUUAUAAUUCGUCUCCGAAUCCUCCGUGCUCUUUUGUUUUCUCUGUAUAAACCGAAUUUCUAGUUCAAACUUAUGCAUGCAGGGUCAGAAAAUGCAGUACCUGAGUUUGACCCUUAGGUGUCAUAGCUUGUUAUUGCAUGCUGGAAGUAGCGACCACAUGCCGGUCCUGAUUAGUUUUACUUGCAUGAGGAGUUGCUGUUACCAACCGAUGGGGUUAAAGAAGAAAAAAAACAAACGACAAAAUCGUUUUCACCUGUUUCGAUUUACAGAUGUUAUAGACGUUCUUGUCCAUGAACUUCUGUAGCACCUGCUGACAGACGUGUUGUUGAGACCAUGACCAUGCAUGUUGUUCACAAUCAUGUCCAUGUCUGUAUAUAGUUGUAUUAUAUGGAUGCCUGUCUUGUUUCAAAAUAUAUUUUGCACUGAAUGU